AUGUAAAAUUUUCAAGAGGAAACUCUAGUUCGCUCUCUCAUUUCCAAUAUCUGCAGACCUAUAGUUGAAAAAAUUGAAAAUAUUCAGAAGGAAGUCGAAUGCAUCCAGUUUUCCAUACAUCAGCACGACAGAAAGAUAGAUAUUUUGUCAGAUAAAUCAGAUCAAUUAGCAUAUGACAUGUAGUGCACUCCCAUUUAUAGUAGCAAACUCAAUAACGAUGCAAUUAGCAAUCUCAGAAUGAAUAUCCAAGAUGAUGAACAAAAAGUGUUUGAUCUGGAAAGGCAUUUCAACUUGGAGUUCAAUAAAACCAGAUUGGAAUAGGGGGCUAUAAAAUUGGAAUAAGAAAACCAAAAGAAGGAAAUCAAAAUCUUAGGAGAUAUACAACAGAGCUUAACUGAGAGAGUUGAAAUUUACAAUAACUAUCUAAGUCAGAAGUUGUAUCAACAAGAAUUUUCAAUUAACAAUGUUGACACUUCCAAUUCGAAAGUAGUCAAGCAGUUAACAGAAACUAAUCUCAAAAAUCAAGAAGAAAUAUCCUCUCUAAACACAUAAACAAAAGAUCUCUUAUCCAAAAUUUAGUACAAUGAAUAAGAGAUCCUUAAAAUUUAAUGUAGCAAAUAAUGGAUGCAAGAUAUGAUCGUAGAAUUAAGAUAAAAAUCCUAAUUCUUUUUGACUAUCGAUCAAAUAGAUGUGGUCUAGCAGUCAUAAACACCCAUAAGAAUACAACAUAUUAAUAAUACUUCAACUAUCUAAAAUUAAGUUGAUUUAGAAAAGAUUUAAGAAAUUAUUGAUGAUAAGUUUCUAGAACUAACAAAUGUGAUUAAUGCUUAAAUUCAAUAAUAAUAAUAAUAAUCUCAAGAAUAACUUAAAAGUUAAUUAGAUGAAUUCAAAAUAACAUUAGUUAAACUUAAAAAUGAAAGUGCUAAAAAUAGUUAAUCUAUCAAUUCCUAUUUAAAGGAUUCAAAUGAAAAAAUAUAAAAUGCCAUAAAUGUUGCCUAAGAUUCAAAAAUAAAGUCAAAAUAGCAAAUCAACCAACUCGAUGAAUUAAUCUAAAAACAACUCCAAAAAAUUACUUAAGAUAUUUAAACUAUCUAAAUCAAUAUAACUGGACUGGAUCUUAGAAUGGCUGAAACACAUAUUAAAGUAGUUAAUGUAUAAGAAAAACAACAUGAAAUUCAAGUGCAUCAAACAUCAUUUUCAUAUUUGAACAAUCAAAAUGAAGUUCUAAAUUUUAUGCCCAUGAAACAAGAUUCAUUGUGUUCUGAUUCCUUUCUAAACAACAAUGUUGCUACCUAAAAAAUGACGAAAACAGAGGAAACUAUUUAAGCUUAACUUGCAUAAUAAGUUUAAAUGAAAAAAAAAGUAGAAAUCUAAAUUUAGGACACAGAAUAAAUGCCAAUAAUUAUGUAAAAUUUAGAUGAAUAGGACAUUUAUAUAAAGAACUUACCCAAAAUUCAAAAUGAUAUUAUUAAACUUAAAUCAGACUUUUUUAAUGAAUAACAAUACAAUUAGAAUCAAAUGACUAAAUUAUUGAAAUCAAAAUCAAUCACUGAUUAAUCAAUCAAGGAUAUCGAUUAAUAAUUAAGAUAGUUUAAUUAAUAUUUCAAUGUGAUUUUCUCAUUGAUUUUACAUAAUGAAUUAAUAGGAACAGAUAAUCAAGCAAAAGUCAUAGGAAAUGGAUUUAAAUUUGAAUUCAUACCAUUUCAAUAAGACGAAAAAACAAUCAUGACUUAUUAAAACAACAAGAUUGCUAAGGUGGACCUACUUAUGAAAACUAUCACCAGUAGCCAUUCCAUUAUUAAAAAACAAAGAUAAAACACAUUCGAUUUCUAGUAGGAUAAUAAAAAGAGGCUUGAAACUGAGACAAGUCGAGAAUUAAAAACUAUGUAUAGCAACAAGAAGUAUAGAUUAUGGGAUGACAAAUAAAUCACUUAGACUGAGAGACUCAAUUUAUCUGUGGAUGCUACUGCAUAUUAACAAUUACCAAAGUAGAAAGUAAAGAGGGUUCUAGUAAAGUAUAAGAGAUUAUUAAGUUGA
Messenger RNA from Paramecium tetraurelia, 2037 nucleotides. RefSeq lists its product as uncharacterized. The transcript has 5 exons. Lineage: Eukaryota; Ciliophora; Oligohymenophorea; Peniculida; Parameciidae. The record is from RefSeq and is a predicted model, not a curated record.